AUGGCCAAAGGUCAUAAGAAACCUCAAGAAACACAAACUAAGAUGGGAUUACUCAACUUACCUUCUUCAGCAAAAGAUGCCAUUCUUGGUCAAGUUCAGCAUCCUAAGAGUUAUGCUAGAAUUCAACAGAUCGAAGCACCAAAGCCUAAAGCUCAAGACGUUCCCGAGCUUCCUAAAGAGGCUCCACAAUUCGUUAAACCACUGGGUCCUGAAAUCAAAUGCGUUGAAGGAGAUAACGUCUAUCUGGAAGCUCAAGUCACCCCCACAGAUGAUAAUUCUUUAACAUACGAAUGGCAAGUCAAUGGAAGACCUUUGAUGAAAGCACAUCGAUUUGUGCUCUCUCAAGAUUUCGGAUACAUUGCACUCAAUAUCCUUUAUUGUUAUCCCGAGGAUUCUGGCACUUACACUCUGAUUGUCAGAAAUUCUGCUGGUGAAGCUCAAUCAUCUGUUGAUAUCGAUUGCCGUAUUGACGGAUCAGAUUUGGCUGCUUCUUUCCACCCCAACUCUCUUCAGCGCAUUCGCGAGCUAGAGACUCCAGUGCAGAGAGCUGAGCCGACAGCAGAGCAAGAAAAGCAAGCUCCUGCCAUAGUGAAGCCUCUGCCACAGAAAAUUGACACGGUCCAUGAAUCUCAAACCCUUCAUCUAGAAGCUCAAGUCACUCCCAUCGAUGACAACACUCUUAAAUACGAAUGGCUCUACAAUGGAAACCCAUUGAAAGCAUCUUCUCGUUAUCGUAUUCUCAACGAUUUCGGAUUUGUAUCUCUUGAUAUUGAUUACGUCAUAGCUGAGGAUGCUGGAACUUACACACUGGUCGUAUCUAAUGCUUCUGGUCGUGCGGAAACAUCUACUGUGUUUGACGUCGAGCGUCUGAAGACAAUUUUGAGUGAUACUGCUCAUCCUGAAUCUCUUAAACGUAUUAGAGAAAUGGAACAACUUCAACCAGCUAAGCCAAGUGACGAUGAUGCACCACCUGAGCCACCAAUCUUUACUCAACAACUUACCGGCCCUACCGAAGUUCUCAAAGAGGGACAAAGCGUUCAUAUGGAUUGUGUCGUUCAACCAAUCAACGAUCCAUCUCUUGUUAUUGAAUGGUUCUGUGAAUCCAGACCACUGAUGUUUGGAUCUCGCAUUAGAACAAUUCAUGACUUUGGAUAUGUUGGAUUGGAGUUCCUUCACAUUCAUCCUGAGGAUAGUGGAGUCUACAUUUGUAGAGCUACUAAUCGUGCUGGAACGGCUGAAACUAGUUUCAAACUGGAAUGUCGGGCUCGUAGAAACCUUUACCUUGACACUCAACACGAGCAGUCAUGGGUCAAGAUUCAAGAAAUUGAAAACCGUGAAGUUGAGCGUGAAGCUACACCUGAGCUCACUUUCCCUCCACCAACUUUCACUGAGCCUCUUAAGAACGUUGACAGUGCUACUGAAGGCGAAUCUAUCAGAUUGGAAUGCCGACUUAUUCCCGUCAACGACCCAACCCUCAAGGUCAUUUGGACGAAAAAUGGUAAUCCUCUACCAGAGGCUUCAAGAUUCAUGCCCGCUCGUAACUUCGAUUACGUCAAUUUGGACCUUUUAGCUUGUUAUGCAGAGGAUUCUGGUGUUUAUUCUUGCAAGGCUGUUUCCGCUUUUGGUGAAGCUGUGACUACGUGCACUAUCAAAUGCCAACCAACUGAAUCUCUUCUUCUUGGAACACAGCAUGAGCAAUCAUGGAACCGUGUACAAGAAAUCGAAAACAGACGUCCUCUUGAAAAACUUUAUGAAGAGGCUGAGAAAGUACCACCCAAAUUUGUCACUCCUUUGGCUUCAUCCCUUGGUGAAAUUCCUGAGGGUGCGCCUAUUCAUUUGGAAUGCCAAGUUGAACCUACCAACGACAAUCAGCUCACUGUUCAAUGGUAUCAUAAUGGUGCCCCUCUGGCUAACGGACACAGAUUCCGAACAACUCAUGACUUUGGCUAUGUGUCUUUGGAUAUACUGUACGCUUUUGGACAGGAUACUGGAGAAUGGAAAUGUGUUGCUCGUAAUGCUCUUGGGGAAGCCCAAACUGUUACUAACUUCACAAUUCUUCCUCGUGGAGUCAUCUACACUGAUUCUCAGCAUCCUGCCAGUUGGCAGAAAAUCCAAGAACUUGAAGCACCCAAGCCAGGAGCUGCUGAAGUUCCUGAUCUAGAGCACGCUGCUCCUCAGUUUGUGGAGAAAAUGGAUUCGUUGGAAAGAAUUGAAUUCCAACCUGCUCACUUCCAAACUCGUCUUACACCUGUUGAAGAUCCAAGAAUGCGCAUUCAAUGGCUUAAGGAUGGUCAACCAUUACAUAGCAGCAAUCGCUUCAAGUUAACAUCAGAUUUCGGUUAUAUUGCUCUAGAUAUUGCCCAUACUGUCCCCGAAGAUGCAGGAACUUACGCAGUUGUUGCUUCUAAUGAUAAGGGUCAAACUGAAAUCUCAGCUACUUUAUCUGUACGAGCCAACGCUUCUAUCAUCAAUGAUACUCAGCAUGAGCAAUCUUGGCAGAAGAUUCAACAGCUUGAGGCUCCACGCGCCGCUGGUGACGCAGCUCCUGACAUUAAGCAUGGUCCACCUAAAUUCGUUCGUCCAUUGAAUAGCGCUGAUAAUGUAGUCGAAGGCCAACCAACACAUUUCGAAGCUCAAUUCGUUCCUUUCUCUGAUCCAAAUACUGUUGUCCAAUGGUUCUUCAAUGGAAAACCAUUGGCUGCUUCCAGCCGAAAAAUAUUGAGAAAUGACUUCGGUCUGGUAACCCUAGACCUUCAAUAUGUUCUCGGAGAGGAUAAUGGUGAAUACUCUGUGGUCGUCAAGAACAGCGAAGGAGAAGAUCGUACAAGUGGAAAACUUUCUUGUACAACACGCGGAGUUAUUCUUGGAGAUACUCAACAUGCUUCAUCAUGGCAACGUAUUCAAGAGCUGGAAGCUCCUAGAGCAGCUAAUCCAGAAGCAGACGCUCCCGUAUAUGAUAAGCCAACAUUUAUCCAGUCUCUGCAAAGUAUCGAUGAUGUUCCUGAAGGAAGCUUUGCGCUUCUGGAGGCUCGUUUGAUACCUGUGAACGAUCCAUCAUUGUAUGUACAAUGGUUCUUCAAUGAUGCUCCACUUUGCGAAUCGAACUGGAUUGCAACCAAUAACGACUUUGGUUGCGUCAGUCUGAGAAUCGCUCCAGUUCAUGCUCGUCACACUGGAGUUUAUUCUUGCAAGGCUUCCAACAAAGCAGGAGUAGCUGUUUCUAGCGCCAGUAUCAAUGUUCAAGGAAGCGAGGGAAUAAUUUCUGAUUCAACUCAUCCUAACUCUUUGGCGAAAAUCCGAGAAAUAGAAGCCAUCGAUAAGUAUGCUCGUUUGGAAGCUCCAGAACGAGAGUUCACAAAACCACAAUGGAUCCAAGGAUUCCAAAACUUCGACAAUGUAGGUGAAGGAGAAUCUGUUGAGCUUCAUGGUUUAGUUGAGCCAUCUGGAGAUCCAAAUCUCAGAAUCGAAUGGCUCUUCAAUGGCCAGCCUCUGAUGAAUGCUAACCGCUUCCGUCAAGAGUAUGAGUUCGGCAACGUUAUUCUAACCAUUGUUCAUGUGCUUCCUCAUGAUUCUGGAGUAUACACCUGCCGAGCCUACAAUUUAUUGGGAGAGGCUGUUACUAGCGCUAGUGUCAAAAUUCAAGGAUACGAACGAAUUCUAUCCGAUUCUCAGCAUCCUGUUUCAUGGCAACGUAUUCAAGAGCUUGAAGCUCCCAAACAAGUUGAAGAAAUUGAAGAGGUUAUCCAACGCGAGAAACCUGUGUUCCUCACCCAGCUGGAGUCUGUUGAUAAUGCUCCUGAGGGAACACCAGUUCAUUUGGAAGCAACAUUCCAACCAGCUAGAGAUCCCAAGCUAAAGGUAUCAUGGCAGAAGAAUGGACAAAAACUUGGAGCUUCGCAACUUGUUCAAACUAGACAUGAAUUGGGUUGGGCAACACUGGAUAUCCUUUCUGUGAACGAAGAUCAUAACGGAAUUUACACUCUUACAAUUUCCAACGAAGAGGGAGAAGCACUUAGUACUGCUUCCAUUAAAGUUGAAGGCUCUGGACCAGUUCACAGCAGUACUCGCCAUGAAGAAUCCUGGAGAAGAAUUCAAGAACUUGAAGCUCCACGUCAAAAAACUCCUGACGAGCUUCCAGCAGUGUAUGAAACACCAGCCAUCGUUGCUCAGAUUUCUGAUCAAGAGUGUAAUGAAGGAGAUCAUGUACACUUCGAAGCACAAGUUACACCCAUCAACGAUCCAAAGCUUUUGGUACAAUGGCUUAGAAACGGACAGCCUCUCGGAAAUGGCUCAAAGUAUGCAAUCAGUCAAGAUUUUGGAAUCUGCAUGUUAGAUAUUGCCUAUACUUAUCCAGAAGAUGAAGGCAUCUAUCAACUUCGUGUAGUUAAUGAAGCCGGAGAAGCUGUAACAUCUGCAACCUUGAAAUGCCAUGCAAAGGAUUCUAUUUUGGGAAAUACUCAGCAUGAAGAAUCAUGGAAGCGCAUCCAAGAACUUGAAGCUCCUAAGCCUCAACUCGAGGAAGUUGAUCCAGCUCCUAAAGGACCACCUCGUUUCAUUCAGCCUAUUGUUUCCCCAGGAAAUCUUUUCGAAGGUCAACCUGCACAUUUCGAAGCUACCAUUGAACCAGUUGAUGAUAAUACUAUGGAAAUUCAAUGGCUUCUCAAUGGUUCACCAGUGUCUGCAUCUUCCCGUGUAAAGAUGAUCAACGAUUUCGGAUGGAUCAUUUUGGAUAUUAACCAAACUGAAACUCGCGAUUCGGGAGAAUGGAAAUGUAUCGCUAAAAAUGCAGCUGGACAAGCAGAAGCAACCACUCAGCUCCAGAUUCAAGGUCGGGAAAACAUUGCCUAUGAUUCUCUCCAACCUCAAUCCCUUGAUCGUAUUCGAGAAAUCGAAUCAGCUAAGCCAGUUGCCCCUGAAGCUGCUGCAACUGUUUACUCAGCACCUCAAAUUGUUCAAGCUCUUGCUGUGCAAGGUGCUGUAGAAGAACAAGGAGCCGCUCAUCUCAUGGCUCAAUACACACCUGCAGAUGAUUCAAGGUUAAAGGUAGAAUGGCUCCGAAACGGACAACCGUUAGGACAUUCUAACCGUUAUCGCCAAGUAUCCGACUUUGGAUUUGCUGUUCUUGAUAUCCUUCAUUUGUUAGCUCAUGACAGUGGAGAGUACACUAUCAGAGUUUACAAUGAUGCUGGUGAGGCAACCAGUUCAGCAAAAAUAGAAGUAGCUCCAAGCAGUGGAUUGAUCCUCCACCCUCAAAACGAACAGAAAGCUCAAGCGGUUGAGCAACUUGAAGCUAACCUUCACCGUCGCCCAGAAGAGCACAUUGAAGAAACUGAAGAGAAGUUACCUGUAUUUAUCGAGCCUUUAUCUGCUCCUGUUGAUUGUGCUGAGAGCGAACGUGUUCAUUUCUCAGCAAGAUAUGAGCCUAUAAAUGACAACAAGCUUCAAAUUCAAUGGUAUCUGGAUGGACGCCCACUGAAGACCGGAAGUAGGGUUAAAGCAAUCAACGAUUUCGGAAUAUGUGUUCUUGAAAUUUCGCCUGUCUAUCCCGAAGAUAGUGGAGAAUACACUUGCCGCGCUAUCAAUAGAGUUGGUGAAGCUGUUACUAGCACUCGCAUCAACUGUUCUCCGAAAGAUACUAUCAUCAGUUCUUCUCAGCUUCCUCAACGCAUGGCAGGAGCUGGUGAUCGUAUUCGUGAGCUUGAAGCACCAAGAGCCCUGGCUCCAGAUGAGGCCCCUGUUGAUCACGGACCACCUAAAUUUACUUCACAAAUAGCCACACCACCAGAACUCACUGAAGGACAACCUAUUCACCUUGAAGCUCAAGUAACUCCUGUUGCUGAUCCUCGUCUGAAGAUUGAAUGGUUCUUGAACGACAAUCCAGUUAAGCAUUCAAAUAGAAUGAAGAUGAUCCACGACUUCGGUUUCGUUGUCCUGGAAAUUUCUCCUGCAGAACCACAAGACACUGGUAAAUGGACUUGCCGAGCAACUAAUGAUAAGGGCUCGGAUCAAGUCUCUACUGAUGUAAAGGUUGUCGGAACAAGUGGUGUGAGCUACGAAUGGCAAACACCUACUGGAGAGCGCAAGGAACGUAUCAACGAAUUGGAAGAUUGGAUUCAUCGUCCUAAGGAAGAACUUAACUUGCCAGCUAUUGACCAUCCUGCUCCAAGCUUCAGCCAACCACUCACUGAUAUGGGAACAAUGAAUGAAGCUGAUGCUACAGCAUUUGUUUGCGUGUUAGAUCCUAUUGGAGAUCCAACUCUACGUGUAGAAUGGCUCCACAACGGUCAUCCAAUUCCAUACUCCAACCGAAUUUCCUGCACAAACGAAUUUGGAGUAGCUACCCUACUUAUCAAGCACCUAAUCACUGCUGAUAGUGGAGAAUACAAGUGUGUAGCUACAAACUCUAAGGGCUCAGCUGAAACAAGCGCCUCUAUCACUGUAGAAUCAACUGUCUUCACUGAAGCUCCAACAAUCAUCCAGCCAUUAGUGGAGAACAUCGAUGGAACAUUGGAAGGAGAUUCUGUGCAUCUCGAAUGCCGUGUCGGACCAAUCAAUGAUCCUCAACUUAAGGUAAUGUGGUUGCGAAAUGGAGCUCCACUUCCAGAAGCUAGCAGAUUCAAGCCAACAUUCGAAUUUGGAUUCGUUUCUUUGGAUAUUCUGUAUGCUUAUCCAGAAGAUAAUGGAGACUACGAAUUAGUAGCAGUAAAUGCUAAAGGAGAAGCACGAACAAAAUCACAUAUCACUGUUCUUUCUCGUCCUUCCCUCGACUACACUUCGCAAGGUGGAAGCAAACUUGAGAACCUAGAGUCUCACUUCCGUCAACAUUCAACUGCUCCUCUUCAACUUCAAUCAGCCGAUGUUUAUGAUGCUAAUGAGCAAAAAGCACCAGAGUUUAAGGUUCCAAUGCAGAACAUUGGAGUUAUGGAAGGACAAUUCUGUCGUUUCGAAACCCAAGUUGCUCCUAUCAACGAUCCUUACUUGAAGAUCGAAUGGUUCAAAGAUAAGAAACCAGUAUUGCUUGGACACAGAUUCAGAAGCACUCUUGACUUUGGAUUUGCUUGUUUGGAUCUCUUGUAUGCCUUACCUGAUGAUACCGGCGAGUAUCAUUGUGUCGCCACCAACAGACAUGGUCAAGCCAUGAUUGCUGCUAAACUUGCUUGCCAAGGAGCUUCACAUGUCAUUACCGAAAGCCAGAUGCCACAAGGCAUGCUUGUUAACUCGGUGAAGAAAGAUAGCAAGAAGCUUCACUGGUCUGCACAACCAGGACAAGAACACCAAGUCCGUCAGAAGCAGAAACCGCAGUUCACUAUCCGUCCACGAAACUUACAGGUUACUGAGAACGAACCUGCACGUUUCGAAUGUGCGGUCAUCGGAAACCCAAGGGCUAAAGUCACUUGGUACAUCAAUGGAAAUCAGGCUCUUCAUGGUCAUCGCUAUAAGCUGACUUAUGACGGUCUUCACUAUUUGACUAUUUCCAACUGUCGCAUCUCUGAUGCUGGAGAAGUCGUCGCUAUUGCCAAAAACACAGAAGGCGAAACUUUGUCUAGCUGUACCUUGGAUAUCUAUCAAAAGAACGACUUCCGUCAAACCAAACUUCGUCCUACUCAGCAUAAAGGAUCUGACGAGCUUAUGGAACGUCAGCAUCGUUGGCAGAAGGAGACUCUUGGAACUUUGGGCGAAGCAUUCGAUGCUGCUCCUAAACCCAAUGCUAUGAAACUCAUGCAUGUUGAGAGAGCCAAAUCACCCAUUGAGCCAAUGGAAACUGAAGAACUUCUUCAAAAGUUCACUAAGCCUAGAGAUGAUCAAUUCUAUGAACAGUUAUCUUAUGUUGAGACAAGCAAGCCUCAGUUCAAGGGACUUGAACUUGAAGCUAUACAGCUUAAGGCUGGUAAAACUACUAAGUACGAACCACCUGUUGAAGAAAUGGAAAAAGUCAGCCUCAAAGCCUCUCAAUCAGCUGAGAAAGAUAAACCUAAGUGGGAGAAGCCCAAGUGGGCUGAUGGAGGUGCUAAGUUGGGCGGAAAUGUUGAACAAAGAUUCAAGAAACUUCCUUCUCCACCUAAAGAGGUUGAAGUUCCUGCUCGUGACCAAAUUAAGCUCAAGACUGCCAAGCCUACUAGAGUAGAACAAGUUAAUGCUGGUGAACAUGUCAAGAUCGCGGAUGACAAAGCCAAGAUCAAGCCUGUGUCUCAAGGACCAGAAAAAGAAAAAGAUGAUGUGAAACCACACAAAGAUCAGGUUCAACUCAAGCAUCAUAUUGUUUAUCAAACUUAUCGAGAACAUCGUGAUGAGCAUCAUUAUGAAGAACAAAGUAACUAUUCUAUGGAUUACCUAACAGUGGAUUCUUCUUCUGAAUCUCAAGUGCAACGAAUGCAUUACCAGUAUUCUCCUAGAGCUCGUGAAAAAACCAUCGGAUUUCACAUAAUACGGCCACAACCUACCAAGAUUGGACAAUCAAAACAAGCUCCACCAACUGUUUCACAACAACUGAAACCUAUUCAAGGAGAACUCGGAAAGCCAGCGAAAUUCUUCGUUGGAUUUGAUGGAGCAUUACCUAUCAAGGUCACAUGGUUGAAGGAUGGAAAAGAGAUUAAGAGCACUUUCCGAACUCAGAUUACUACAACAAACACUGGUUCUACUCUCUCUAUCGGACGUGUUGAGAAUACUCAUAGUGGCGAGUACACAUGCCGUCUCGAGAACGUCGCUGGAACAGUAGAAACUAUGGCUUCUCUCACUGUCUCUGCCGCUAUCGAUAAGGGAUCUGCUCCAGAUUUCAAAAACAAGCUCAACGAUUUGAGAAUAAAUCAAAACGAAUUAGCAGAGUUUGUAUGCUCGAUCAGCGGUGAUCCAAAGCCAACAAUCAACUGGUUCAAGGAUGGACAGCCAUUACCUAAUGACGGUCGUUUCGUGGCCACUGAUGAUGGAAACGGAACAUACAAAUUGACACUCCAACAAACUCUACCUCAAGACUCGGGAAUUUAUGAGUGCGUAUCUAAGAAUACAGCUGGAGAAGCUCGAUGCAAAGCUCGCCUCAACAUUAAUUUAUCGAAAACUGGAAAAGGAGCUGAACAAGGCCCAAGAUACGAAGCUCCAAGAUUCACUUCACAAAUCCAACCCAUCGUGAUUGAUGAAGGAGCAGCCGCUGCUUUCUCGGCCAAAUUCUCAGGAUACCCUGAACCAACUAUCAGAUGGUACAGAAAUAAUGAGCCAAUUAAGAAGAGCUCAGCUUAUCAGGUAUCCCAGACUAACGGAGAAGCUACUCUCAAGAUUUCUGGUGCUCGUCAAGAAGACGUCGCUGAGUAUAAGGUUGAAGCCAGCAAUCCAGCCGGAAAAGCCUCCUCUGUAGCCAACCUGGUUUUAACACCCAAGGCAGGAAGAAUCAACAAGACUGCCACCGGAGGUGCAAGCAAGACUUCUGAUAAGCCAGCGGCUGAUGCUCCACAUUUCGUUGCAAAGCUAACUGACAUUUCCGCUCGCCAAGGUCAUACUGUUAAAUUUGUGUGUGAAGUAGAUGGAGAUCCAGAGCCAACCAUUCAAUGGCAACAUAACGGAAGACAAAUUUACGCUGGUCGUGAUACUAAGAUCUCGAAGAAUGGUAAUCAAGCUGUUCUUGAAUUGGCUCGUGUUAGUCAAGCUAGUAGUGGUGAUUAUACAUGUGUUAUCCGAAAUCCUAAAGGAGCUGCUCAAUGUCAAGCCAAAUUGACUCUCAGUCGAUAA
Messenger RNA from Auanema sp. JU1783, 9717 nucleotides. Lineage: Eukaryota; Metazoa; Nematoda; Chromadorea; Rhabditida; Rhabditidae. The record is from the annotation of a GenBank genome assembly.